AUGUCUCGUCCGGGUCCAUCGGCGCGCAAUCUCACUCUCACCGAAGAGUUGGAGAAGUUGGAGCAGUCCAUUACUCUGACUCUGCAAGAGAUCGAUUCAAACUUCAGCAAGGCACACCGCAUCGUCACCACAAGCAUUUUACCCAUAGUCGAGCAAUAUGGCGAGCACUCAAGAAAUGUCUGGGAUGCUUCAAAGUUCUGGAAGCAAUUCUUCGAGGCCUCAGCCAACGUCUCACUCUCCGGGUACGAGGAACAAGCCAAUGACGAUGACGAGACCGGGGCGACCGAGGAGUCGAUAGCCCAAGACGAUACCAGCGUCGACUACACCCGCACCCCCCAACGACACGAAGGUGCUGAAGACAUGACGCAGGCCUCGGUCGCAGACUCUACGUUCCGCGCCGAGGAGUCCGUCCUUGAGGACAACGACCUGACGGGCAGCACGCCGCGACCGCCCAAGACCAAGACGAUCAAGCCCCAAUUCUCGAGCCUCGAAUCCCCCUACGAGGCGCUCAAGCGCGAGCUCAAAGGCGAGCCGCCCGCGCCGCACGAGGAAGACGACGAGGACGAAGAUCUCGGCAUCGAGGAGGACUCGACGGUGCUCUUCGCGCAGCACACGGCCCGGCUGCCGGAUAUGUCGAUGACACCGCGGUCGGGGUUCGCGCCGUCGUCUCGGCAGGAGCACCACAAGGACCCGCUGAUGCACCGCAUGCUCGACAAGACGUUCCGUAUCCAGGCCACGCCGCACAAGGGGCCCACAUACCGCGUCUCGCCGCUCAAGCGUGACGACAAGGGCAAGGAAAGGGAGAGAGAAGCCUUGCCGGCGUGGCGGCAGGAUUCGCCCAUGUCGUCGCCCGUCAUGGAGAUGCCAAAGCUCCGCAGUGAGGCCUUCAUGUCACCGGCCAAGAGCAACGCCCGCCAGCGCCUCGUUGCGGCAACUGCGUCCGCGGGUCCGCGUACACCUGGUGUGAGCGUGCAGACGCCCGGAGCGGCGAGGAAAACCAAGGAUGUGUUUGCUGCGCAUGGCGACUACAACGAUGAUACAACGACGACGGACAUUGGCGGCGGCUUUGCCAAAGACAAGUAUGAGAUUAAUUGGGAGAGCGACAGCGAUGAGGACCAGGCGCUGUAUGGCGGCAUGAGCCCGCCCAAGACAAUCCAGUUCGCGCUGCCCCGUCCAAGCUGCUUCAGACACCUGCGUAUUGUGGAUGACAUCCUGCUUACAGCUGGCGCUGAGCCGGAGAGCUUCGAGGAAUACAGCCCCACGAUGGUGAAGAUGAACAAGGACAUUCUCGAUGAGAGUUUUUGA
Colletotrichum spaethianum is the source of this 1305-nucleotide messenger RNA. Its product is annotated as DASH complex subunit ask1. The coding region runs from base 1 to 1305 and encodes 434 amino acids. NCBI's taxonomy places the organism in Eukaryota, Fungi, Ascomycota, Sordariomycetes, Glomerellales, Glomerellaceae. Gene Ontology annotation, biological process: attachment of spindle microtubules to kinetochore. The record is from RefSeq and is a predicted model, not a curated record. The transcript has 4 exons. Gene Ontology annotation, cellular component: mitotic spindle pole body; DASH complex; mitotic spindle.